Molecule: messenger RNA, 3218 nt
Organism: Eleginops maclovinus (Patagonian blennie)
Lineage: Eukaryota; Metazoa; Chordata; Actinopteri; Perciformes; Eleginopidae
Gene: znf395b
Product: zinc finger protein 395b
Exons: 10
Coding region: 297-1601 (434 amino acids)
Biological process (GO): regulation of transcription by RNA polymerase II
Cellular component (GO): nucleus
Molecular function (GO): DNA-binding transcription factor activity; RNA polymerase II cis-regulatory region sequence-specific DNA binding
Source: RefSeq, a predicted model, not a curated record
UAACCCCUCACCUAGAUCAUCCUUUGUGCAUCGCGCGCUUGAGGUUGAUUUCUCUGCGCUCUGCCCAGCUGCCAGCACCGGCAUUGGCUCGCCAAGCACACACACGUAGGCGCGUAUCCGACCGACCAACCCCCUUCUCCCCCGGCAGCAGCAGACUGGAGAGCCGGCGAACGGCGGGACAGCCAGGCAGCGAUAACCAGCUGCUGCAGCUCCGACAGCAGGGAAAGGACCGAUAUCUCCACCGAACCAGGAGGUGUGUCACUGUGCUGAGUCCCCUUAUUGUGUGCAGCAGCACCAUGGCAGCUACGGGACCUGAGGACAGAGCUGAGGAAGGGCCGGGGGGGGCUGCAGUCUGCCCCCAGGGACUGCAGGCCUGCACCUCUACAACCACGCACAGCAGCAAUGGGCAGAACAAUCUGGUGUGUACACCAAGGUGCGCCCAGGCUGAAAAAGCAUUCAUGCAGAGCGGCCAUCAGAAGAACAGGACAUCAGUCCAGCUGCAGAGGGAGGCUGAGCGAGGCUGGAGCAACAUGGCUACCCCCUCCCACACUGGGGGACCCACAAUAAACCUGGGCAAUAGUUUCCGGAGCCCGGAGUCGGUCGAGAUGGACGAGAUCAUGGCGGCCAUGGUUCUGACAAGCCUGUCCUGCAGCCCCGUGGUGCAGAGCCUUCCCAACACUGAUCCUGGACAAGCCGCCUCAACCUCAGCUGACAUGGAGUGCGGUGGUGGAGAGCUCUCUGACAGCGGCAGCAGUGGCUACUGGAGCUGGGACCACGGCAACGUAAGCCCCGCCCCUUCGUCUUCAGUCACUGAGAUUGACAGCAGCCCCGAUGAAGGCCUACAGAUGGAGCUGGAGCAGGGGGAGGAGCUUAAUGCCAAAAAGCCAAAGAGCUCUUUCAGAAGUGUGUACAGGUGUCUCUGGCCCAGCUGUGGCAAGGUGCUCACGUCUUCAGUCGGAAUAAAAAGACACAUCCGGGUGCUGCAUCUGGGCAGUGGGUCAGAUCAGUCCCGGAGAGAAGAAGACUUCUACUACACCAAGUUCUCCUGUGAGAGCGUGGACUCCAACCUAACUCCGGCCCCGUCCCAGCAGGCUCUGGGCCAGGCCUCGUCCUCUCAUCUCAGCUGGGCCCCCUGCGAUACUCCUCCGGCCUCUGGGGUCCAGAUCCCUCCAGCUCACAGACCCAGGUCCAACUCCAGCUCCGGGCCGGGCCCCAGCAGGCCAAGUCCGCUCAGCCAGUCGGCCCCCAGCAGCUUCUGGCAGAUCCACUCGGAGCAUCUGUAUCAGGCCUGCAGCCCCGUCCAGGUAUCUGUGGCCCCCAUGACCCCCGGAUGCCAGGGUUGGACCCCCUCCACCUCCGUCUCUGGCCAUAGUAACACUCCGGUGGUGAAGCCUCGCUGUCGCUCCGUCAGUGUGGGGGAACAGUGGCUCCAGCAGAACAGGCUGCAGCCUAUGAGUGCUUCACCCUCCCGCACUCACUGCUCCUUCAGGAAGGGUCGCGGUGAGGCCAAAAAGUGCCGUAAGGUGUAUGGAGUGGAGCGCAAGGAUCAGUGGUGCACCGCCUGUCGCUGGAAAAAAGCCUGUCAGCGCUUCCCUGACUAAAGACUGUUGUGUGAUGAAGAGCGAGAGCAUGAAAGACGAAGACGUUAAUGAAUGGAUGAAUGAUAAAAAGAGACUUUUAUCAAAAAGAGGAUAUACUCCAGGGCCUGAGAGCCUACAAGAAAAACCACAAGUCUGUUUUAUUUUCAGGCUACAUCCACACAAAUACAUUUUUGGUGUUAAAACACAUGAUACUGCUACAUUAACGCCUAGCGUCCACAUUACAAAAUUGGUGUUUUUGAACCAAUAAAGCAGAGACCUUUGAAACAUUGCUGACCCUGUUUAUGUUUGAAAACUCUGGGAUUGCAUUUCAGUCCAGACAGGUGGAAGCAGAAUCUUUUGAAAAGGAUCAAGCCUAUGUUAGCAUACUGUUCUUGUAAAGGCAGAAACAAAGUCUUUUGAAAAUGCUAAAGCCUACGUUAGCUUGCUGUUUUUGUCCAGGCAGAAACAGAGUCUUUAAAGAAAGCUAAAGCCUAUGUUAGCAUACGGUUGCUUUUCAGGAGGAAACAAGAGUCUUUUAAAAAUUCUAAAGCUUACGUUAGCUUACUGUUCUUGUACAAGCGGAAACAGUCAUUAAAAAAAUGCUAAAGCCUAUGUUAGCGUACUGUUGUCUAACAGGCAUCAUGUCCUUGCCCAUUGCAACAUGUCCCCAUUACUUAAUCUUUUUCCGAAAAGCAACGACGAUGCUGUGUGCUUUCCGUUGACUCCAUAUCUAUGGAUUAUUUUCACAGCCUUUACCGCCCUAAAAUGUUGCAUUAAUGUCAGUGACAGUUCAACCUCGUCUCUGGUCAUACUUCCCGCCAUUGCUGUUGUUCCUCCGUAGUACCUUGUGGAACUAAAAGACUAACCUCACUGUCGACAAUCUGCUUUCUGUUUACACCGGCACACGCAGACCCAGUGUAAAUGAAUGGUCAUGUGAUGUGUGUUAUCAGGCAUGUUCGUAUUGGCGGAGGUUCUUUCUGAAACGGUGCUAAAACGCCUGUGUUUACAGAGAUCUUAUCCGUGUGGAUGUAGCCUCAACCUUUUCAUUUUCUUUCUAGAGAAAUGCAAAUGGAUUUUCUGUAUCUUUGUAACUUGAUCCUGAAAACUGAAGUCUGCGAUGGUGCUAACUGUUGACUGACUUUAACCAUGUGACGUGUUAAACCUACUCUCCUACUUUAUCCAAAGGUUAUAUAACUGCCCCUGUAGCUCCACUGUAUUAGAUCGCUACUUGGCUGUUUUCUUUAUUCCAACCUUCUCUUCCAGUGGUUACACAGUGGUUAUGAUGUACAUUAUAUUGUGUGCUUUGAGUUACGUACGAGUAUUUUAUACCUUUUUUUUUAAUUGUCUCGUUCCGCCUGUGUACUGGGCAGAUUAUUUUUUGGGGAACUUUCAUGUUUUUUGGCACUUUGUUGGAAUAUAAACUCACAAGAAUAAGCUACAAUUGGUUCGACUCAACCAAAUUCCUAUUUCCUUCCUGCCCAUGUGUUGGCAUACAUCCAGUGUUAAUGGUUUUAUCCUUGAAGCUAUCGAGUCAUGGCAGUGGGACGACUAGUGUUAGGGAAACGAGUUUGUAAUAGCAAUAAAUAAGAGAAAAAAUAUAUUGUCAAACACAAAUUAAAAAGCACUGAUAACUUGAAA